Messenger RNA from Telopea speciosissima, 1789 nucleotides. RefSeq names its product myb family transcription factor PHL5-like. The record is from RefSeq and is a predicted model, not a curated record. The transcript is spliced from 7 exons. NCBI's taxonomy places the organism in Eukaryota, Viridiplantae, Streptophyta, Magnoliopsida, Proteales, Proteaceae. Gene Ontology annotation, molecular function: DNA binding; DNA-binding transcription factor activity. Bases 435 to 1712 code for a protein of 425 amino acids.
AGUUAAUAUAUUAAUUAAUUAUAUUCUGAUAAAUUUUUGUCAUUUUUUUUACAUAUAUAUUGGGCUUUGGGUAUAUCAAGAUGUUGUUCAUCUCUAUCCAUCUUAGGAAUAAUAUAAAAGAUUGAUGGGGUUGUGCAUUCAAAUUAAUAUCUUAUGUUAGAAGUCUUGUAGAAUAUGAGAAAUAGACAAUUUCUCCAAUAAGACCUUUGAAUUCAAAGUAUGAUGUUAAUCCCCCUUUCUGCUUCAUCGUCUUUUCUGAUUUUACGUGUUUUUUCUGAGGGAAUUCACCCAAAACCAAACAAACUUUCUUAUUGUUCUGAUGUCAAUUAAGAUAGAAGAUGGUAAUCGAUCAGUUCUAGGUGCUAGUGAAGUAGUCUGUCCAGUGUUUUGUAGUUUUUCUCUUUCAUAGUAUACAAAAUUCUGAUUUCCUGUAAAUGAACACUCAUAAGCUUGAGUGCCAAGAACCAAACAAUGGAUGGCUGAGUGAUUAUUCUUUGGAAUUAUCUGAUCGCUCCUCUGGAAAUUUUGGUUCUCGGCAGUCUUGGAAUAUGGGAGUUUGUUUCGAAUCUCCAUCAUCCGCUAUGGGAGGAGGAUCUCUACUGGAAAACCACAGGAGUGCUAAUCCUGCUGGUACAAUUUCAAGUCAUUUUGGAUCAACAACUUCUACUUUUUAUACAGCUCAAGAUUACAUAGGUUUUCCACAGUGCCAGUUUCAAGUUGACACAUUCCCGUGGAGCCCCCAGCUUCACAAGAAUUAUGAGCUAGCAAUUCCAUCAUUACAGCCUUAUGAGGAUCCCCUUUCUAUUAACUCAGCAAAGCAUGAUGAUAUUGACCUUCAAUCAAGGGAUACCUUGCAAUCUGUUGUGAAACUUCCGUUGCAUAGCAAUCAGAAAUCUGUAUUUUGUGAUGACUCCAAUAGAAUCUCCUCAAGAUAUUUGCGAGGGAGUGACUACAUCCCUCUUCUGCAAAAUAAGUUGGCUGGUAAGGAGGCCACCUUGGCUAAUAGGCACCUCUCAGUCCCUAUUCAAAGAAGUCAGAAUCCUAGAGUUGGUUGUAAUCCAUUCACCGCUCUAGCACAGCCGAGCUUCCAUCAUCAACCGGACAGGCAAUCUCUAAGACCUACUUCAGGGGGUGUUUCUUUUACUUCUGGCAGUCCUGUUUCAUCUGGAGCAGCAGCGUCAAGUAAAACACGGAUUAGAUGGACUCCAGAUCUUCAUGAGCGGUUUGUUGAAUCAGUGAAUCGUCUUGGAGGUGCAGACAAGGCAACUCCGAAGGGAAUCCUGAGGUUGAUGGACUCUGAAGGAUUGACCAUCUUCCAUGUGAAAAGCCAUUUGCAGAAAUAUCGAACUGCCAAGUACAUGCCAGAAUCUGCAGAAGGAAAGUCGGACCGGAAAACAUGUUCCAACAACAUUGCUCAGAUUGAUACGAAAACUUGCAUGCAAAUCACAGAAGCACUGAGACAGCAACUAGAUGUACAGAGGCAUCUCCAUGAACAAUUAGAGAUUCAGAGAAAUUUACAAGUGCGGAUUGAAGAACAAGGGAGGCAACUCAAAAUGAUGUUUGAAGAGCAGCAGAAAACAAACCAGAGCCUUUUUCAGACUGAGAAUCUGGAUAAUUUGUUCCCUGAAAAGUUAAAUAGUCUUGAGGAUAUUCAGGCUUCUACUGUAGGAGAACAAUCUGAGAGUUCCUACUUCCACUCCGAAAUAAGUUAGUUAGCUUCUGGUGCUGCAUUCUUUGUUCUUAAACUUUGUAAGCCGGGCCUAGAAAUAGUUCAUUAAAAUAUCAAUCA